Molecule: messenger RNA, 2487 nt
Organism: Gavia stellata (red-throated loon)
Lineage: Eukaryota; Metazoa; Chordata; Aves; Gaviiformes; Gaviidae
Product: antigen WC1.1-like
Exons: 10
Coding region: 1-2487 (828 amino acids)
Cellular component (GO): membrane
Source: RefSeq, a predicted model, not a curated record
AUGGAGGAUGCCGAGGUGGUGUGCCAGCAGCUGGGCUGCGGCUCGGCCGCUGGCGCCUUCAUUGCCAGCACCCGCUUUGGCAAAGGGGACGGCCCCAUCAACCUGGCUGUGGUCGACUGCCACGGGGACGAGGCCACCCUCUGGGACUGCGAGGUCCGUGGCUGGGGACCCUACAAUGGUACUCACGACUUUGACACCGCCGUUGUCUGCCAAGGGUUUGUCCGGCUGGUGGGCAGCGAUGUGGCCUGCGCCGGGCGGCUGGAGGUGCGGCGGGGCCGAGCCUGGACCGGCGUCUGCGAGGACCAGGUGGACAUCAAGGCCGCCCAGGUGGUUUGCCGGGAGCUGGGCUGCGGCACAGCGCUGGCUGUUUAUGGCACCGGCCGGUUUGAGGCGGGAAGGGGGCCGCUCUGGGAGGGGGGGUUCGAGUGCACCGGCACCGAGCCCCUCCUCUCGGCCUGUGCCCGGCGGCCAGCCGGCGGCCAGGGCUGCGCCGGCCACGCAGGCAUCAUCUGCUCCCCCUACACAGGUUUCCGGCUGGCGGACAACAGCUCGGGCUGCGCCGGGCGGGUGGAGGCGGAGGUGGGGGGGACGUGGGGGUCCCUCUGCGCCACCGGCUGGGACCUGCCCGACGCCCACGUCCUCUGCCAGCACCUCGGCUGCGGCCCCGCCGCCGCCGUGCCCCCGGGAGGCUCCUUCGGCGGGGGGGACGGGCCGCUGUGGCGGGACGCCUUCGGCUGCAGCGGGAGCGAGCAGCACCCGGGCGAGUGCCCCACGGCGGUGCUGGGGGAGCCUGCCUGCCCCCCCGGCCACGCCGCCACCGUCAACUGCUCAGGCAUUGCCGAGCCCCUGCGUCUGAUGGAGGGGGAGAGCCGGUGCGACGGGCGGCUGGAGGUCGCCACAAGCCCCGGGACCUGGGCCCGUGUGCUGGUGGGGCUGUGGGAUGCCCGGGGUGCCAGCGUGGUGUGCCGGCAGCUGGGCUGUGGCGUGCCAGAGAAGGUCUACGCAGUGCCGGGCUCAGGCACCGUGGGGCUGCAGGGGCUGCGGUGUGCCGGCGUGGAGGAAAAGCUGGCCCAGUGCAAUGCCUCGGGGACGUCAGCCACGCCAACCAGCAGCCCCGAGGAGGUGGCCAUCGUCUGCUCGGGUGAGUGUCCCGGGAAGGGCCGGGGGAUGCCGGCACCCCGAGCGGCCGCCCCAGCCCGGUCCCCUCCGUGCACCGCAGGCAGCCGGCGGGUGAGGCUGGCGGGCGGCCCCGGGCGCUGCACCGGGCGGGUGGAGGUCUACAUCAAUGGCACCUGGGGCACCGUAUGCCAGGACAACUGGGCCAUGCCGGACGCGACCGUCGUCUGCCGCCAGCUGGGCUGCGGGACGGCGCUGGCAGCACCCGGCUCGGCUCGCUUCGGUCCUGGCACGGGGCCCCUGUGGCCAGAUGCCGGCGGCUGCGCCGGGACCGAGGCGUCUCUCUGGGAGUGCCCAGCCUCGGCACAGCACAGCUGCCGGCGCGGUGGUGGGGCGGGCGCCGUCUGCUCAGAGCAGCUCUCCCUGCGGCUGGCGGGCGGCUACGGCCGCUGCAGCGGGCACCUGGAGGUGUUCUACAACGGCACCUGGGGCCGCGUGUGCGCCAACGGCACCAGUCCCGCCACGGCGGCCGCCGCCUGCCGCCAGCUGGGCUGCGGGGACGGGGGGAGGCUGGCGGCCACCCCUGCCCGGGAGCCGGCCCCCGCCUGGCUGGCCUGGGUGGGCUGCGAGGAGGGGGCCCGCUCGCUCUGGCGCUGCCCCUCGGCACCCUGGCGCCUGGAGGCCUGCAGCCCCGGCGGGGACGCCCACGUGUCUUGUGACCAGGACAGCGACGGCACGAGCGGGACGCCCACCCCGUCCCCGGGCAGCCGCUGCCCGGACGGUGCCACUUGCACAGGAGUCCCCAGCAGCACCACCCUGGCAGCAGCUCCGGGGACCGUGCCAGUGCCCGUGGUCCUGUGCGUGGUCCUGGGGACGCUGCUGUGCUUGGCCCUGGCUGCACUGGCCGUGCAGGUGUGCCGCGCCCGGGCUCGGCGCCGAGGCCCCGGCAGAGCCGUGGACGCCGUCUCUGAGGCCGUCUACGAGGAGCUGGACUACGCCCUGACGCCGGAGUACCAGGAGGUGCCCAGUCGCUCAGGCUCCCUGUCGGAGGGGUCGGGGAAGAAGCUGCCGUAUUACACCGGGGACAGCGUGGAGGAGAGUGACCCCAAGGCAGCCCCAGACUCCCCUGCCCAGCACGGCCCCCCGGAUGGCUACGACGAUGCCGCGGCCGUGCCGGAAGAGUCCCCCGCUCCCGGCGCUGGGGACGUCUCCGAGGGGGUGGCACGGAGGAGCUGGGGCCAUGUCCCUCCCACAGGUGGGAGCUGCCCCUCCCCGAGUCCCCCAGGAGCCCCAGGGGACCCCCCGGCACAGCCCCCGGGGGACACAGGCUAUGACGAUGUCGGCGUCAGCACCCCGGGGACGUCGCCGUGA